Hyaena hyaena (striped hyena) is the source of this 1669-nucleotide messenger RNA. Its product is annotated as protein FAM114A2-like. The record is from RefSeq and is a predicted model, not a curated record. NCBI's taxonomy places the organism in Eukaryota, Metazoa, Chordata, Mammalia, Carnivora, Hyaenidae. The coding region runs from base 1 to 552 and encodes 183 amino acids. The transcript has 6 exons.
AUGAAGCGAGAAAAAUCUAGAACCCACUACCAAAAGAAAGGAGAUAGGGAUGCUGGCCAGGCAAGAAAUAAUGCCUAUGAAUGGAUGAGUACAUCUCUAGCCAAGCCCUUAGAAGAGAAGGAAGAAGGAGAAAAACAGUUGGAAACAGAAAAAACUGAGCAAAUCAGUAAAAAUUCAAUAGAGGAUAUCCAUGCAUUUGCUAUCCGGAGCCUAGCAGAACUGACUGCCUGCUCAAUUGAACUGUUUCACAAAACAGCGGCUCUGGUUCUACAUGGCCAGAAGCACGAAGUGACAGCCUUAGAAAGGAGCAGAGCCCUUUCCCAGAUGACCGUUGUGUUGUGUAAAGAGCUGUCUUCUCUGUCUAAAGAGUUCACCACCUGCCUAACAACUGCUGGGGUCAAAGAAAAGGCAGACAUCCUUAAUCCCCUAAUCACUGCUGUAUUUCUAGAGGCAUCAAACAGUGCUUCCUAUAUUCAGGAUGCCUUUCAGCUGCUCUUACCUGUGCUGGAGAUCUCGCUCAUUGAGAACAAGACUGAACUACCAGAGGCAUGAGCUGCAGGCCUAGGACCUUUGUCAGAACAUUGAAGAGCAGAGGAGAUUCAACCCAAAACUUGUGAUGGCCAAAAAUGCCACUCUCUUUUGGGUACCCCUGAAAAAGCGAAGGAGAAAGGAUUAUUUUUAGUGUAUACAAUUUAGGCAAGAGAGCAGGUGUUUAAAGGAGGUUUGUUGCCUUCCCUGCUUGGCUGAAGUAUUCAGGCCUUCAUACUGCUCUUCCAAGUUGUUAUAAUUAUUAUUUGAAAAGAAACUUUUAUGGAAAGUUCAAAAAUGAUAGCUCUAGAUAAAGGUUAAUGGAAUAUUCGGGCAAAAAUAUUGGUCUUUCUUGGACAUGAUACAAAACACCAAUAGCUUUGUCACAGUUAUAUAUGAUUUUACAGCCCGUGGAUAUAAUUGGUUGUGAAGCAAGAGAAGAAACAAUUUACUAUUCUAGAAUUCAUGUGCUUGAUCUGUUAAUGCCAUCCUUUCUCCUUUCUAUAAUAAAAUCUGUGGCUUUGAGAAAACAGUAUAUAGAAACUGUAAUGAUCACCUUUUAUUGCCUAAAUUCUUGGAAUUGUUUAGAAAGUUUCAUGUGCUCUUUAAUUCUCAGAAGGUAUUUGGUACUGAGGAGAAACUUUGGAAAUGUACUUGAAGUCACAUGGAUUAACUACAGAGUAGUGCCCUUUGGCUUCAAAUUGUUCUCCUACCCUAAGGUGACAGGCGUCAGUGGUAGUUGAGCCCCACUUGCCUGGGUUCCAGACCAGUAAGUGCAACUUAGAGAAACGGUUUCAUGUUUGCAGGUAUUUGAGUCUCUCCAGGAUAUUUCUCACUCAUACGUGCAGGGGAAGUUUUGCAGCAGCCAGCUCCAAUGGAGUCUUGAAGCCCUUUUAGUAAUGGGGCUUUCGGUAUUUGAACAUUGUUGAAGGGGACUAUGGAGUCCCAUAGAAAUGAUGUUCACUUAUAACAGGAUUUAACCUGUAAGACACAGUAUGUUUUUCCUCACUCUUUUUUGUUUGAUUUUAACGUAUUCCUUAGCAUGUUUAUAAAUACAACUUUUAUCCUUCAGAUCUUAAGCCUUCCUUUGGUCUCCUCAACAAUGUAAGAGACUAAUAAGGUGUUACCUUCCUAAAAAUUA